This is a messenger RNA of Blepharisma stoltei, 3381 nucleotides long. Lineage: Eukaryota; Ciliophora; Heterotrichea; Heterotrichida; Blepharismidae. The record is from the annotation of a GenBank genome assembly.
AUGCUAACUCCCCCUUCCCAUCUAAAUUGGAACAAAACAUCGGUAAAUUUCUACUUUAACCCCCCUUUAAAUUGGAGCAAAUGUUUUUUUCAAUAAAAAAUUUUAUCGAUGAAAAUACAAUUUUAUAAAAUUAUUUUUACCUAAUUUAUGUUAUGUUAUGUUAAGAUAAAUGUUUAAAGUCUCUACUUCCAGUAGCGUGUUGGCACAAGCGAAUUGGGUGGACUUCCACCUCUGGUACCUCUGAGCCCGGGCCGAAACCCCCGGUUUCUCGGUAGUGGGUUUUUACCUAAUUUAAUAGAAUAUUAUAUAAUAGUUUUAAAAUUAAAUAGAUUAAUUUUUUAUUAAUUCUAUUAAAAAUUCAAAAUAUUUGGUUCAAUAUAUUUUUAUAAAAUUCCUUAAAAUUUUUUUUAAAAAAAUUAGCCUACCUUUUAAAUUGAAAGAGGAUUUUUUGCUCCAAUUUAAAGGGGGAGGAGAGUAAGUCGCUCCGCCUUAAAAAUCCUUCAGAAAGGCAGAAGAUUCAUUUCAGACUCUUUUACGUCAGGAACAAAUGCGUGGUAUAUGGAAAAUCUCUUUGACCAAUACAAGCAAAAUCCAGAGUCAGUCCACGCCUCCUGACGAGCUUAUUUCAAAGGUUUAGAAACUGGGCAAGAAGAACCAUAUACAGCUCCAUCCUCGCUUUCUCCUGCAGCGUCUCUUACUGCCUCAACACCUAUCAGCUCUAACUAUAUACGUGACGCUCACAAAGCUGUGCUACUACUUCAAUCUUUCCAGCGUUAUGGGUACAUGCUGGCUGACCUCGACCCUCUGAAUCUAACCUUAAAUGUCAAUCGCCAUCUGGCUGACGUCAGAAUUCCAGGACCAAUCCGCCUGGAAAACUACAAAUUCACUGAAAGUGACAUGGACAAAGAAUUCGAUAUCGGCAGCUCCUUGAUUUCAGGGUUUUUGUCCUCAUCAGGGCCAUGGGCUGGGAAGUGGAAGCUGAGAAACAUCAUUGACAUGUGUAAAAAAGUCUACUGUGGAAAAAUAGGCUUUGAAUAUAUGCACAUCCCAUUCAGAGAUGAGUGCAAUUGGGUUAGAUCCAACGUAGAAAAAGAGACUUUGUUUAGCUACUCUGCAAAGGAAAAAAAAGAGCUUCAUUAUAAAGUUGCUAAAGCGCAGAUGCUAGAAGAGUUUUUCCAUAAGAAAUUUUCUACUCAUAAGAGGUUUGGCAUGGAUGGGCUAGAAGGAGCAAUCUUGGCUGUUGAAGCUGUAAUAGAAAGAGCUGCAGAACAUGGAGUAACGGAUUUUGUGAUUGGAAUGCCCCACAGAGGAAGGCUAAAUGUGAUGGCAAAUGUAUUGUUCAUGAAUUUGGAAGAAAUGUUUGGGCUGUUUUUCGGGACUGGGUAUAAAGAUGUAGAUGAAGGAGAUGUAAAGUACCAUUUGGGACAAACUGUGGAGAGAGAAAUUAAUGGGAAAAAAGUUACUAUUAGACUAUUAGCAAACCCUUCACAUUUAGAAGCAGUUGACCCAGUUGCAGUCGGACUUACAAGAGCUAUUCAAAACACCAGACUAAGCAGAAAAAGCGCUAUGUGCAUUAUGAUCCAUGGAGAUGCUGCGCUAUCUGGCCAAGGUGUAGUAUAUGAAACUCUACAGUUUGAAGAUUUGCAUGAUUACAGCACUGGUGGAGUUGUACAUUUGGUGUUCAAUAAUAAUAUCGGGUUUACUACUGUUCCCAAGGAUUCAAGAUCAGGGCUGUUUCCAACAGAAGUCGCAAAAUCUAUUGCAGCACCUAUUUUCCAUGUGAACGCAGAUUUUCCAGAAGAAAUUGAUUAUGUGUCAAGAUUAGCUUCAGAUUGGAGAAAUGAGUUUAGAAAAUCAGUCUUCGUAGAUGUGAUAGGUUAUCGUCGAUAUGGGCAUAAUGAACUAGAUGAGCCUAAUUUCACCAACCCAAAAAUGUACCAGCUUAUCAAAGAUCAUACCCCAGUCCUCCAGCUCUAUACAAAGAGGCUAGUAGAAGAAGGAGUUUAUACCCCAGAGCAAGCAGCAGCAGUCCUUAAAGGGAUUAAUGAUAUCCACGAAAAAAGCUUCGUUGAGGCAAAAAAAAGUGCAGAGUCUUUCGUCCACAAGCCUUAUACACUCGAGAAAAAAGAACAAAAGGCUAAAAGUGACCCGAAUAGAACAGGUGUAAAAGAAGACAUUUUGAAAGAAUUAGGAACCAAAGUAAACACACUUCCAUCAGAUUUAAAGCCUCAUCCACAGGUCGCAAAGCUCUACAAAAAUAGGCUCAACGCUAUAGAAAAAGGCGCAGGCAUUGAUUGGUCCACUGCUGAAGCUUUGGCAUGGGCCACUAUUCUUACAUGUGAAAAAUUCCCAGUCAGAAUUAGUGGACAAGACGUAGAACGUGGCACUUUUUCUCAGAGGCAUUCCAUAGUCCACGAUCAACAAGAAGAUCGUAAAAAAUAUUGUCCAUUGAGCCAUUUAGAAACAAGCCAAGCUGUCUUUAACGCGACAAAUUCCCAUCUCUCUGAAUUUGGUGUCCUGGGCUUUGAAUAUGGCUAUUCUAUUGUCAACCCGAACUCCUUAAUUAUGUGGGAAGCUCAGUUUGGAGACUUUGCCAAUGGCGCCCAAAUCAUUAUUGAUCAGUUCCUUACAAGUGGAGAGGCUAAGUGGGGCCAAGAAUCCGGGCUUGUUCUUUUGCUUCCCCACGGCUAUGACGGACAAGGUGCUGAGCAUUCUUGUGCAAGACUUGGCCGUUUCUUGCAGCUUUCCUCAGAAUACCCAUAUGCGAUCCCUGAAAACUUCUUAAAAGACCGUAAAGAAAACUUUUUCCAUAAUAUUCAAGUCGUAGUCCCAUCAACACCUGCCAAUUAUUUCCACUUUUUGAGGAGACAAAUUAAGCGAGAGUUUAGGAAACCUUUAAUUGUUAUGUCACCUAAGCGUCUUUUGAGGCAUAAAGAAGCAGUUUCAAAUAUAGGAGAGUUUUCUGAGGACAGAGUGAAGAGGGUAUAUGAUGACUGGACACCUGAAUUGACGACUCCAAGUAGCGUAAGAAAGGUAUUACUGUGUUCUGGACAGCUCUAUUAUGAUUUGGUAGAAGAAAGGAAAAAGAGGAAUAUUAAUGAUAUUGCCUUGGUCAGAGUGGAACAGAUUUCACCUUUCCCAUUCGAUAAAGUCAAGUUCGUAGCUGACAAAUAUGUAAACGCACAAUUCCAAUGGGUGCAAGAAGAACCUCUAAAUCUUGGAGCUUGGCAAUAUGUUUGUCCAAGAAUAAAAACUGCUAUUGGAAGCAGAGGCGAUGACUUAACUGCAGUUACUAGAAAACCAUCAGCUGCAGCAGCUACUGGUUAUUCUUCAGUUCAUACAGCGGAGCUAUUAGAUUUAUUAGAUAAAGCUAUGCAUUAA